AUGUCAGCCAAGGAGCAGCAUCCAGGUCCAGGGUCGGGCGUCACGCGGGACCUCGACGCUUCGUCCGUCCGUUGCCUCGGCACGUUGCGGCAAAUCACCGGCCGACGAGGAUCCGGCGAGGCCUGGCGACGGACGACCGAGGGGGCGGCCGGGAUUGGUCGUCGGCCGCUCCCACGGCACGGCCAGGUGACGUAG
This is a messenger RNA of Drechmeria coniospora, 195 nucleotides long. RefSeq lists its product as uncharacterized. NCBI's taxonomy places the organism in Eukaryota, Fungi, Ascomycota, Sordariomycetes, Hypocreales, Ophiocordycipitaceae. Bases 1 to 195 code for a protein of 64 amino acids. The transcript has a single exon. The record is from RefSeq and is a predicted model, not a curated record.